Chrysemys picta bellii (western painted turtle) is the source of this 1231-nucleotide messenger RNA. It is a transcript of the gene HAUS2, whose product is annotated as HAUS augmin like complex subunit 2. The record is from RefSeq and is a predicted model, not a curated record. Gene Ontology annotation, biological process: microtubule nucleation; centrosome cycle; spindle assembly. Gene Ontology annotation, cellular component: centrosome; HAUS complex; mitotic spindle microtubule. Lineage: Eukaryota; Metazoa; Chordata; Testudines; Emydidae.
AGCACGGCUGCGGGCCUGUCACACACAGCAUAGCGAGGGGGCGUGGCCUCGCCCCCCCUAGCGUGAGCGACGCGUGGGCGGAGCUUCCUGCGCGAGGGCGGGCGCGCGGCAGGUUUAGAGGCGAAGGCGGCGAUGGCCUGUUCGAACCCUUGGGACCCGGCGCAGCCCACGGCCGCGGGGCUGGUGCUGGCCAAGUGCCUGGUGGCGGGUGUGGUGACCCAGGAGGUGCUGGAUUUAUCUGCUAAACAAGCCCCUUGCUUUGUGCACCUCACCGAGGUGGAGAAAAUUGCAGACAUCCGAGCUGAAAUAAACCAGAAGAGCCUGGAAACCGAAAUCCUGGGACUGGAAAAGGAAACUGCAGAUAUUGCUCACCCAUACUUCCUGACUCAGAAAUGCCAAGCUCUGCAAAUUAUGAAUAAGCACUUGGAAGCAGUGCUGAAAGAGAAGAGGACUCUCCGGCAGAGGUUAAUGAAGCCCUUGUGUCAAGAGAAUUUGCCUAUUGAAGCCAUAUUCCACAGGUAUGUAGCAGAGUUAUUGACAUUAGCAGUGGCCUUCAUUGAGAAACUGGAAAGCCACUUGCAGACCAUAAAGAGCAUCCCUCAGAUACCCCUGACCAUGAAAAACAUGGACAAUGCUCUGGCAAAAAUUAACUUGCUUGUGACAGAGACUGAAGAGCUGGCAGAGCAGAUACUGACAUGGAGAGAACUGCAAAAAGGAAUCCAUUAUGACAACUCCAAGAUCACUAACGAAUCAGAUUCUAGCUUCAGAAUUUAGUUCCACCAUAAAACAUCUUAUUUGUGCCGAAGGAAAGAUGACCAGUUGAAAGUUCUGUUUUUUACCAGUCCUGUGUGAUAGUGGCAGUAAUGUGUAUAGUCUAACUAGAGACUUUAUGGUCAGAUAUCUCCCCUGUUCUAGAAGGGAUAUUUUAGUUGGCAACAAGUGACCAUUAAAAUUGGACAAUGAUCUGUAAAUGACAGAACUUUUUAGGUGUAAUUCCUCUUUGGAGUGUCCUGAUAUGUUCACACAUACCUCCUUGAAGCAAUCAGAGGGAGCUGUCAUACAUACAUUUAAAGUUGGAAUGCAAAAGGUCUGUUUCAGUAUGGCUGGCUAAAGCACAUGAUGUAAAGACUAAGCUUGUUUCUGCAAGUAUUUUGAGAUCCUAUACUAGAUUUUCUUUGUAAGUAUAGGAAUUUUAAAAAAUAUAUAGUAGACUAUAAAAUGGGAGACUUAA